Molecule: messenger RNA, 2050 nt
Organism: Vespa mandarinia (Asian giant hornet)
Lineage: Eukaryota; Metazoa; Arthropoda; Insecta; Hymenoptera; Vespidae
Molecular function (GO): protein binding
Source: RefSeq, a predicted model, not a curated record
UUUUCUUACCUGAACUGUCCUCUAUACAGCUAAAAGGAUUCUCAGCUUCGAAUAUCGCGACCCCACGCUUACUUGUGCGGCAUAUGGAAGUGUACAGGGAAAAUCUUCAUUACGAUUGGCUUAUUUCAGAUAAGCCGCAAAAAGUGGUGCCACUCUCUACUACCGUUGAUUAGGAAUAGGCUGCUCGCAGGUUAGCCAACGUCUAAUGGAAUUUAAAGAAAAAUAUCCUCUUGCAUUAUCAUUAAAGUGACAUGCGGUAUUUAUAUUAAUCGUUCUUAUGAGUUUAUGCGAAUGUAGUCGCUUGUAUUGUUCUAGCGUCAGAUAUUUAUGUUUGUAAUCGAUGAAAGGUGAAACCUAAGAAUUAUGUGCCACUUAUGAAUAAAUAACAACGCAAUGGAAACCUUUGAUUGGUCUAUAUUUUAUUAUAUUUUCGAUAAUAAAAAAUAUAUCGAUAAUAUCGAUAUCAAAUUCGAUAUCUCGUUAGAGUCAUCAAAGUUUGACCACUGGUAAUUACUGCCGGAACACAAACAAUAAUUAAACCUUUAAAUAACGGUAUAGUUCUGCUUUAUUCACAAAUAUUUGUAUUAAUUUUUUGCUGCUCCUGAUUCGUAUAUUAUUUAUAUCAUGGAUAGUAAAUAUUCUGACGCUGUAUAUACAUGGUUUGAAAGAUGUGGUAUUAUAUCAAAUAUAAGAACACAUCUUCGUAAAAAUUUAGUAAAUGCUUUAAAGUACAAAGAUUUAUCUUUAAAGGAUUACUGUAGUAAACCGAAACCAGCGAAACAAUAUGUUUUUGACUUUCUUGUAGCAGAGUAUUUAUUUAAUGUUAAUUAUGCUUAUACUUUAUCAGUAUUUGCUAGCGAAGCUCCACUUUUAAUACAGUUCGAUAAUCAAAUACCUGAUAGUUACGAUGAUAAAAAACAACAUAGUAGACAAAAAUUACAAAAGGAUUAUAUAUAUCAUACAUUAGAGACUUUAGGAAUUAGACCAAGUGAUCCUGAAGGACAGUAUAUUAUGUCAGAAUAUAUAAAUAAUGAUGCACCAUUACUUUUAUGUAUAUUAAAAUGUAUAUCAUUUUGUUCAUUGGAUUUAAACAAAAUUCAAAGUUUUAAAAAAGCUACGUCAAUGAGUACAAAAGAAACGCAAACAGAUACUUUUUUCCAACCAAGUACGGACAUAGAAAGAUUAAGGUCUAUAAAAAAGAAAAUAUUUAGGCAAAAACAAAUUUUUGAUGCUCAAUUAAAAGAAAAAGAACUUGGAUUAAAAAAUCGUGCUGUUAUUAUUGAAGAGCAACUUAUUUCUUUGAAUGGAAAACUAGAAAAAGCACAGGAACUAAUGUAUAUGGUUACUUUAAAAGAACAACAAUUAAAAGAAAAAAAACAGAAAGAAGAGCAAGAUUUGUUUCAAAAAGAAAUUGAAUUAUCUUUUAAACAUAAUGCAUUAUUAUUAGAAAAUGAAAGAUUUAAAAAAAAACAAGAUAUGUAUAAAAAUUAUGAACGUGACUUGGAAAAAUUGCAAGAAGAACUUGCUAUAACAAAGAAAGGCUUUUCUUCCAAUUAUGAGUUAAGGGAUACAGGAAUACAAACAAGUUCUAAUAAUGAUUUGGGUGAUAAAAAUAAAGAUGUACAAUUUAAUGAAGAGAAGAAAGAAUUAGUUAAACUUUUACAUGGUCAGCAAUUAAAGAUAGAUGAAUUAACGCAGUAUGCGAUUCAUCUAUCCCGUAGAUUAGAAGAAAUUCAUCAGUCAAGAUCUACAUUAAUCGAAGAUACUGUAAUACCAAAAAAAACUGUAUAUACUAAUACUAUCGUCAGUGAAAGCAGUUCCACUGAGGAUAUUUUGCAAGACGCUAAAUUACGUCUGAAACGUUUAGAAGAAGAAAGUAUAAAAGCUGAUAGGUUUUACUAUAAUUGUAUUGCUACUUAAUUAUAAUAUAUAUUAUACACAUUUUAGAUUGUAUGUCCAAAAGUGUCAAUGAUAAUUUAUUUUGUACAGAUAGUUGAUUACACCAACACAAUAUUAUACAUUUAUUAGGUUAUAUCAUUUAUAUAUAUAU